ACGCUCGCGUAGGCCUUCUUCCGGUCUCGCGGGGCGUGCGCAGGAAGCGUUGGACUAGGCGGGUUGCGCGCGCAGGAAGCUAAAGCUGGGGGAGUUCAAGAUGGCUGCGGCCGUGUUCCCGGCUUUGCUGCGGCGCUGGAGGGUCGGCGUGCAGCCGGGCGGCGCAUUGCGGCGGCUGAGCCAGACCCAGGGGCCUCCCAAUUACCCCCGCUUCGUGGAGUCUGUGGAUGAAUACCAGUUUGUGGAACGCCUGAUACCCCCCACCAGCGUUCCGGAGCCCCCGAAGCAUGAACAUUAUCCUACUCCUAGCGGCUGGCAGCCCCCCAGAGAUCCUCCACCCAACCUGCCUUACUUUGUGCGGCGCUCUCGGAUGCACAACAUCCCUGUCUAUAAAGACAUCACACAUGGCAACCGUCAGAUGACUGUGAUCCGGAAGGUGGAGGGAGACAUUUGGGCCCUGCAGAAGGAUGUGGAAGACUUUCUGAGCCCACUGCUGGGGAAGACACCUAUCACCCAGGUCAAUGAGGUGACAGGUACCCUGCGGAUCAAGGGCUACUUUGACCAGCAGCUAAAAACCUGGCUCUUAGAGAAGGGCUUCUGAGGCCUAGCUGAGCAGCCUGCAUGACAGCAUCCCCCACAGACUGGAGUCCAGGGGACCUCAGGAGGGAGGCGGGUGUUGAAGCAACUAGGAUUGGGGUACAGACUAGGGCUGAGGGCUUGGGCAAGGUAGAGUGAGGGCUUUGGAGCAGACCUUGCUUCCAUAAAGGGGGAAACAGGACCAUCUGCACAGAUGCCAGCACUGAGGGAGGGCUGUCUUACAUUGGAGACCCACUAGAAACAGCUGAGCUAGUGGGGGGCAUUAGUUGCUGUCCCCCUGCCCCUGAUUUUGGUCUAUUCCUGCUUUUUCUUCAUUGGAGCUACUGGGGUCAGUUAUUCAAAUUCUGGAGGUUGUUGACUGCCCCUCUGGUGUUUCGGGGAGGAUAGCACAUGACAGAAUCAUUGGGACAGAACCUUCCUUGGUCCUUAGACUUCCUGCUGCAAACAUUCCCAAGCUCUUCCUCUAGCCCAGUGGUUCUCAACCUUCUGGCCCUUUAAAUACAGUUCCUCAUGUUGUGACCCAAACAUAAAAUUA
Myotis brandtii (Brandt's bat) is the source of this 1132-nucleotide messenger RNA. RefSeq names its product mitochondrial ribosomal protein L49 (gene MRPL49). The record is from RefSeq and is a predicted model, not a curated record. Gene Ontology annotation, biological process: translation. Gene Ontology annotation, cellular component: mitochondrial large ribosomal subunit; ribosome. Bases 101 to 601 code for a protein of 166 amino acids. Lineage: Eukaryota; Metazoa; Chordata; Mammalia; Chiroptera; Vespertilionidae. The transcript has 4 exons. Gene Ontology annotation, molecular function: structural constituent of ribosome.